GAACUGUAGCAGUAGUGAUUGGCACCCGGGGAACUUGAAUCUGUUGCACCAUUAUUUUCCUGUUGUACUUGACGUUUUGUAACAUGUUGCUGAAGGGUGUACGUGCACAUACCCGCAUUAUUUGAGUCAGGUGAAACAUACCUGUCUUGUGGGGCAUUUCACUUAUAACUCUAGGAUUAUGCUAUUACCAUUCCUUCUCCGUGGGUGCACUGCAAUGCACUAUGUACAGCAAGCGCUUUCUAGCACUCGGCUAUGCAUCAAUUGUUGCAACAUCAGAGGAGUAGCCACUUCCAGUGGCCACCUCUUACUCCGGAGGACCCCACAACGAUUUCUCAACCAGUCACGAGGAGCUAAAACUCACAAAAGGAAACAGCAGAACCAAGAAGAUGACUGGAAGAAAAGGAACAAGACCGUCCUCACAUAUAUCGCAGCUGCUGGAGUGGGAAUGAUUGGCUUGUCAUAUGCCGCUGUUCCACUUUACAGACUGUACUGUCAAGCAACAGGGCUGGGAGGCACAGCAGUAGCAGGACAUAACACAGAUCAAGUGGAGACGAUGAAGCCAGUCAGGGAACGCAUUAUUAAAGUGACCUUCAAUGCAGACACACACGCCAGCAUGCAGUGGAACUUCCGUCCGCAGCAGUCAGAGAUUUACCUUGUGCCAGGAGAAACUGCUCUGGCCUUUUAUAAGGCACGGAAUCCCACAGACAAACCAGUGAUAGGCAUUUCUACCUACAAUGUUGUACCUUUUGAGGCUGGACAAUAUUUUAAUAAGAUACAGUGUUUCUGUUUUGAGGAACAGAGGUUAAAUCCACACGAGGAAGUAGACAUGCCUGUUUUCUUCUACAUUGAUCCAGAGUUUGAUGAUGACCCGAGGAUGGCACGAGUUGAUACUAUUACACUCUCAUAUACCUUUUUUGAAGCCAAGGAAGGACAACAGUUGCCCCUCCCCGGGUAUAGCUAAUUAUUUAUUAUUCAGAGAAUUUUCAUCAGAAUUAUCUUCAGGGGAGUGUGUUCAGUAAUCAUUUUGGUAAUGAUUACUGUAUAUGUUGUCACAUUUCACUUCUAUGUCUGUAUAGACUGAAUCAAACAAAUAUAAAAACUGAACGGUAAUGAAGACUGAUCAUCCAUCUGUGAAUUCUGUUUGAGAUAAUUAAAUAUAAUUCACUGUUUUUAAUACACCAUAAGAUAAAAAUUAUUUUGAUAUCAAACAACUGAUCUGUGUAUGCAAAAUUUGUGAAAAUGUGUAAACAUUUUUGAGAAUGGUCAGAAAUGAGCUGCUUUUUUGGCUUACUUUAGAACACUAGAUGGCAGCAUUUGUGCAUUUUUUUUAUCGUCCUUUGAUGUAAAACAUAAUUAUAAAACUUAGCAAUUGCAUUGGCGUUUUUUGUGUAAUAAUUAAUAUUACAUGACAGGUAAUGUUGCAUCAUACUAGAACAUUAUUCUGUGCUUGCAUAUUUGGAUAUCAUACACAUAUAGCAGAUAUAUUAUUUAUAACACAUGCUCAGAUGCUGUCAGUGGUACUCAAGUGAGUAAUAUUGCACUAGACUCAAUGUUUCUUCAGAUUGGAUUAUACAUAAUCAAGCAGACACAAGUCACGACAGAAAUGAGAUCUUAAAAUAAAGAUAUUAAACGA
This is a messenger RNA of Carassius auratus (goldfish), 1633 nucleotides long. RefSeq names its product cytochrome c oxidase assembly homolog 11 (yeast) (gene cox11). Gene Ontology annotation, molecular function: copper ion binding. Bases 179 to 961 code for a protein of 260 amino acids. Gene Ontology annotation, cellular component: mitochondrial inner membrane. Lineage: Eukaryota; Metazoa; Chordata; Actinopteri; Cypriniformes; Cyprinidae. The transcript is spliced from 5 exons. The record is from RefSeq and is a predicted model, not a curated record.